AACACACAGAAACCGGCUAUCUCCAGUGCUUCCGGUUUUGCGGUAGCAUUUCCGGCUGAUAUCAUAGUCUGGAAUUAUCCAUUUCGAUUGGCUUCUUCCUCUCAACAACAAAGACAGCAGCAUCUCUAUAAACCACACUUGGUUUUUUAUGAUCUAAGCAUAAAUGGCAGCAGCCCUUUUCACAAGGACCCUCUUGGGUCAUCGCUUGGUUCCUAUCUCCUCCCCUCUCUCCUCCAAACCCCAGAUUUUCACUACCCUCUUCAAUUUGCAGAAGAAACCAUUUCACUCUCUGCUCAAGCCUUCUGCCUAUGUGGUAAAUAAGACACCUAGUUGGCCUGUUAUGGCUUUAUCAAUAGCUGGGAUGAGAGCUAGUUUCUCGACACAGUCUCUGUCUACUAGUGACCCUGUUGUUUCUGUUGAUUGGCUUCAUUCUAACCUCAGGGAGCCUGACAUGAAGGUACUGGAUGCCUCCUGGUACAUGCCAGAUGAGCAGAGGAAUCCCAUUCAAGAAUAUCAGGUCGCACACAUUCCUGGUUCUCUCUUCUUUGAUGUAGAUGGAAUUGCAGAUCGAACAACAAAGUUGCCUCAUAUGUUGCCUUCUGAGGAAGCUUUUGCCGCUGCUGUGUCUGCUCUUGGCAUCCAAAAUAAAGAAGGGGUGGUUGUUUAUGAUGGGAAGGGAAUUUUUAGUGCAGCACGUGUCUGGUGGAUGUUCCAAGUCUUUGGGCAUGACAGAGUCUGGGUACUUGAUGGGGGUCUGCCAAGAUGGCGUGCAUCAGGGUAUGAUGUUGAAUCUAGUGCUUCUAGUGAUGCUAUUCUUAAAGCUAGUGCUGCCAGUGAGGCAAUAGAGAAAGUCUACCAGGGACAGGCAGUUGGGCCAAUUACAUGGGAAAAAAAGGAUAGCAAAUUUUCAGUAUCUGAUGAUUGCAAUCAAUAACUUUUUAUUCUAGUAAAAGUGGGCUACUGGUAUAGAGGCAUAUCCAUUGAAGUAAUAUGAUAAUAAACCUCCUUUUAUUUGAAAUUUUUGCUUGGCUUUGAAAGAGAUUUUAUCCUUCUUGCAGAUUUGAUGGCUCUGCUCCAGAGCCUCGUAAGGGAAUAAGAAGUGGUCAUGUACCUGGCAGCAAGUGCAUUCCUUUUGCCCAGGUAACUGAAAAUUUUCAUAUAACACCUAUUCUUUUGAAGUCACAUAACAUGUAGAUUUAUGAAAAUCUAUGCGAGUGUGUGUGUAACUUCUAAAGUUUGCUAAAUUUUUAAAUUCCUUUAGUUAUUAUUUAAGACCAACAAUUUUCUGAUUCUGUUAUAAAUUAGCAAAAAUAUCUGUGAUGUUUUAAUUAUUUAUGCUGAAGUGCAAAGGGCAAACUCAGUACUUGCUAAGAGAAACCUUUUUUGUUACUUGAUAAGAGAACCUUUGAAAUACCCAUUUUGGGUUGUUAUUGUUUAGGGUUCUAAGAUUCUGUUUUGUUAAUCCCUAUAUUCCCCAUUUUCCAUUCAA
Molecule: messenger RNA, 1489 nt
Organism: Rubroshorea leprosula
Lineage: Eukaryota; Viridiplantae; Streptophyta; Magnoliopsida; Malvales; Dipterocarpaceae
Source: the annotation of a GenBank genome assembly